UACUUCCGUCUUCCUCAAUGUUGUGUCAAACAAACACGACUUUUAUAUAGAUAAUUUUUGUAUAAGAUCUGAUAUAUUGAAAAAUCUUCACAAACAAUGCUUCCCUCAUUUAGAUUAGUACCAGUGUUAGUUAGAAUAUUUUUUGACUUUGUAUUUUUGUUUAAUUCCAUAUUAUAGUAUAUUAUUGCAAGGUCAUAGAGAUUACACCGCAUAACUUUUGGAGAAAAUGGCCACUGAAGAAAUGGAAACUGAACAGGGAGAUAAAGGAGCGAGAAUGUUCACUUUGAAGAAGUGGAAUGCGGUUGCUAUGUGGAGUUGGGAUGUAGAGUGUGAUACUUGUGCAAUUUGCCGAGUUCAGGUCAUGGAUGCUUGUUUACGUUGCCAGAAUGAGAACAAGCAAGAGGACUGUGUAGUUGUUUGGGGCGAGUGCAAUCAUUCCUUCCACAAUUGUUGUAUGUCACUCUGGGUGAAGCAGAACAAUAGAUGUCCCUUGUGUCAACAAGAGUGGGUGGUCCAGCGAAUAGGAAAAUAGUAUGGUGACCUUGACCUUCAAAGCAGAUGACAUUUGGUGGGGAAUUAAUGUUCUAAAAAUGAGACACUAUUAAGGAAAAAAGUGAUGCAGUGGAUAUUUGGUGUCACCUUCUACAAGAAUGGCUGUUCCAUUGAUGAGAACACAACGGCUAAGACAUUAAGCAAAAUAGGAGAACUAUGGCCUUGAGAUAGCAUACGUCAUGUUUAUAUAGUAUAGGUUAUUCUUCCUGAACAGCAAAAUGGAAUUUUAAGCAGAUCA
Molecule: messenger RNA, 790 nt
Organism: Owenia fusiformis
Lineage: Eukaryota; Metazoa; Annelida; Polychaeta; Sabellida; Oweniidae
Source: the annotation of a GenBank genome assembly